AUGGAAAAGUUUUCAAACUGGAGAGAUGGACCAACAGGUAUUCAUCCACUUUUACCACCAAAAAGCAAACCAGUAGGACCCAUUGGAUUGUUUUUUAAAUUCCUCAUUGGACCAAUUGUUGGUGUUGUUAGAUUUUUCAUUGUUAUAAUUUUAACAAUUUUAUUAGUUUUAUUUAAUAAAUUAUUUAAAGCAUUACCAUUAGGUUUCUUUAGUAGAGUUUUAAUUAGAUGUUUUGAUAAAUUUUUAGGAAGAUUAAUAUUAUUAUUUAUGGGUUUUUUUACAUUAGAUGAAGGUACAGAUACAUUAUCAAGAUCAAAAGAGCCAAAGGGUUCAAUUGGACAAUAUAAAACAAGUGAUGUCAUUAUAUGCAAUCAUAGUUCAUACAUUGACAUUAUUUAUCUUCAAUACAAAUUUUCACCAUUAUUUGCAGUACCACCAAAUGAUAGCAAAGAAUUGGUUGCUGGUAAACUAAUACCAUUGACAUUGGCUGGAGCAUUAAGAAAUGCAAUUUCAUCACCAAUCCAAUUAACAAAGAAUUCAGUUCCAACCGAUGAAUUAAUCCAAAGAGUUUCAAAUAGUUGGAUCGAGGGACCAUUAUUAAUUUUCCCAGAAGGUACUACCUCAAAUGGUCAAGGCUUAUUAGAAAUUUCACCUGUAAUCUCAUCUGAUAAAACUAUAAAGAAUAUUGAUAUGUUCCACGUUGUCGGUAUUUCAUACCACUUCAGCAUUUAUUCACCAUGUUAUCCAUCAGUUGGUAGCCUCUUUUUACAUCUUUUCAAAGUCUGCUCUCAAAUUUCAAAUGGUAUUCAAAUUAGUUACCUUAGUAGAACCUGUUUAGCACCAUUACCAAAAGAAAACAACUUAAAAACUUACUUAAAUGCUGGUGGCAUUGAUACUGAAACUGUUGAAUGGUUUGAUACAAACUUUAAAUCAUUAACAACAACUCUCAAUACCCGUAGAACCAAAAUUACCGCUAAUGAUAAAUUAUCAUUUAUCUCAAAAUGGUAUGGUUACAAAACUGAUUAUUCAAAGAAAUCCAAUUAA
This is a messenger RNA of Dictyostelium purpureum, 1044 nucleotides long. RefSeq lists its product as uncharacterized. Lineage: Eukaryota; Evosea; Eumycetozoa; Dictyosteliales; Dictyosteliaceae. Bases 1 to 1044 code for a protein of 347 amino acids. Gene Ontology annotation, molecular function: acyltransferase activity. The transcript is spliced from 2 exons. The record is from RefSeq and is a predicted model, not a curated record.